AUGGAGAGUGAAGAAGAUAGGAACCAAACCGGGAACUCUUAUGCUGGUUUAUCUAACUUGCAGAUGAGAGCUCUCAGUGAUUCUAUGGCUAACCUUAUGAAUGCAUGUUUGGAACAGAUCCAUCUCAGACUUGAUGAGAUCCAAAAUAGCCAACCGGUCCGAUCUAGAAACCGGCAAGAUCGCCCAUGGAGGAACGGACGGCCGAAUGAAGAAGUCGGAGAGGAGGAGAACCAAGACGAUCGUUCCAUCAACCGUCCUAGGAGAGGAACCCAAAACCAUGAUCAAGGUGAUGUCAAUCCUUUUGCUAGAACUGAACGAACUGAUGAGGGUUUAGGUGGAGUGAAACUUAAAAUUCCAACUUUUGAUGGUAAAAACGAUCCAUAUGCUUUCCUUGAAUGGGAAAGAAAAAUUGAACUUGUUUUUGAUUGUCAAAAUUUCUCUGAAAUAAAAAAGGUUAGAUUGGCCGCAGCUGAGUUUGUUGGCUAUGCUAUUAACUGGUAUGAUCAAGUUGUGACUCACAGGAGAAGGAAUGGCGGGCCACCAACCUUUACUUGGGAUGAGCUCUCGGCCUUGAUGAGGAGACGGUUUGUUCCAGAACAUUACCACCGGGAACUCCACCAACGACUUAGACGUCUACUUCAAGGAACCAAAUCCGUGGAGGACUACCACCAAGAGAUGGAGGUCUUGAUGCUCAAGGCGGAUGUGGACGAGCCUUUAGACGCCACCAUGGCCAGAUUCCUUUCAGGUCUCAACCGAGACAUUCAAGAUCGAAUGGAGCUUCAGGAGUAUGCUAGUAUGGAACAAAUGCUACACAAGGCCAUUCUGAUCGAACAGCAAGCCAAAAGAAAGAACUACUCUAAACCGGCCUUUGUUCCCAAACCUAGCUAUCAAGACAAAGGUAAGUCUCCAAUCACAACAAAUACUGCUUUUAAGACUAAUGCCCCGGCUCGUGUUGACAAAGGCAAAAUGUCAAGGCCUUGGCCACUACGCCAGCAAGUGUCCAAACCAGAAAGUGAUGACGAUAAGGACGAUCUAGAGGACAAGGACGAUAAGGACGAUCUAGAGGACAAGGACGACCACAGUCCUAUCUUUAAUGAGGAAGGAGAGUCCUUCGACUAUCCCCACCAAGGGCCGCUCCUAGUCGCCAGAAAAACCAUGGACGAAGGCCUUGGUCCGAUCAUUGAAGAAGAAUCGGACACCGACCUAAACCCGGCCUUUGAUGAGACACUUGAGCCGAUCUAUGAUGAUGAGGACAGACAGCUCGACUAUCCAGUUCACGGACGACCCUGGCAGUUUGACAAGAAGAGAAUACAUGACGGUUACACCAACCGACACUCUUUUGAUCAUAAGGGAAAGAAGAUCACCUUGGUUCCUCUCUCACCGGCCGAAGUCCACCAAGAUCAGCUCCAGCUGAAGAAAAGCCGAGACAAAGCGCCCAAACCAUCCGAACCUAAGGUAUCUCCUAGGAACUCAAACUUCUUUAUCAAAGGAAGCCAGAUCGACUUCGUCCCAGGUGCGUCUCUUCCAAACCGGCCAGCUUACCGAACCAAUCCUGUGAAGACAAAGGAACUUCAGAGACAGAUUGGAGAGCUUCUUGAGAAGGGAUACGUCAGGGAGAGCCUCAGCCCUUGUGACGUUCCUGUCCUCCUUGUGCCCAUAAAGGAUGGCACUUGGCGCAUGUGUGUGGACUGCCGAGCCAUCAAUAACAUUACGCAAGAACCUUGA
Molecule: messenger RNA, 1725 nt
Organism: Brassica napus (rape)
Lineage: Eukaryota; Viridiplantae; Streptophyta; Magnoliopsida; Brassicales; Brassicaceae
Exons: 5
Coding region: 1-1725 (574 amino acids)
Source: RefSeq, a predicted model, not a curated record